AUGGUGCCUAGGGUGUUUCGUGAACUCAGCCCAAGUUCUUUCAACCCUAGAGUUGUCUCUAUUGGUCCUCUUCACAGAGAAGAUAAAAAACUGCAAGAGUUCGAAAGAUAUAAAGCUUCUUGUGUACAUGAUUUAUUGCAUCGUUUAGAUACCCCAACAGAAGAGACAUUGCAAGCAUGUGUGCGUAAGGUAAAUGAUUUAAUAGACCGAAUCAGGGCAUGUUAUGCGGGGAUGAUGAGUACUUAUGGUGACGUUGACCUUGCCAAAAUGAUGGUUAUGGAUGGUUGUUUCAUACUCGAAUUCAUCUACAAUUUUUCAGAAGGCCGACAAAUUAUGGGAAACAUGCUUCUUGAACAACCUGUAUUAUUUGACCUGUUCAUACUGGAAAACCAAAUUCCUUUCUUUGUCCUUAAUGACAUAUAUCAGUGUACUAUUUUUAAAUUAGGGUCUAAUGAAGCUUCUCUUAGUAAGUUCAUCUUACCUGUUCUAGAUUUCAUCGACAUCUAUUCAGGUUCAGGAUCAAGCAAUAAUAUUAUUGCAGAACUAGAUAUGGCAGGGGUAAAGUUUGAGCCUAACAGAAAUGCAAAAUGGUCGAUGGCCAUGGAAGUGAAAUUUCGUAGGUUCCCGUGGCUUUUCUGGUUUUGGGCCAUGGAUAUGCUAGUCAAUACUCAAAAGGAUGUUGCCACGUUGCCAACAGUGGAAAAUAUUGGAUAG
Messenger RNA from Lactuca saligna, 714 nucleotides. The record is from the annotation of a GenBank genome assembly. Lineage: Eukaryota; Viridiplantae; Streptophyta; Magnoliopsida; Asterales; Asteraceae.